This is a messenger RNA of Aureococcus anophagefferens, 2724 nucleotides long. RefSeq lists its product as hypothetical. Gene Ontology annotation, biological process: lipid biosynthetic process. Bases 1 to 2724 code for a protein of 907 amino acids. NCBI's taxonomy places the organism in Eukaryota, Pelagophyceae, Pelagomonadales, Pelagomonadaceae. The record is from RefSeq and is a predicted model, not a curated record. The transcript is spliced from 3 exons.
AUGGCCGGCAUCGCGCGCACGACGGCGCUGUCGCUGCUGGCGCUCUUCGCUUUGGGCCUCUGGCUCACGCACCGGUCCCUGCGCGCGGCGACGGGCCGAGCGAGCCCCGGGGCGCGGCUGGCGGCCAUCGAGGGCGACGUGCUCGCGCGGCUCGAGGCCCAGUCGAAGCGCGCCGACGAGGCGGAGAAGCUCGCCGAGGAGGCCAUCGAGUUCUCGAAGACGCUGCGCCUCGAGCGCGACGAGGCCCUCCAGAGCCUCGCGGCGCUCGACGCCGCGCCGCCGGCGCCCGCCGUGUCGCGCAACGUCGAGGACUGGCUCGGCGGCAAGCCGCCGCCCGCGGCGCCCGCGCCGCCGCCGAGGGUCGUGCAGCUGCCGAAGCCCGCGGCGGCGGCGGCGACGCCCUACAUGCCCGCGAAGGACGCGUCGCCGCUCCGCGUGUGCUACGAACACGAGGGCGAGCCCGGCGGCGAGACCUGCGUCGAGCCCGAGCUCCAGUACACGACGAAAACGAACGUGCGCUGGAUCCCCGCGAUCGCGUCGAAGCCCGGCUGGCGCUUCCACCACCUCAUCGAAAACGGCUUCGCGCGGCACCCGGCCGUCGUCCCCGUCGCGAGCGACGAGGAGGCCGACUUCGUGCUCUACCUGCCCGUCUGCACGCCCACGCCGCCGCCCGUGGCCAACGGGCCGAACAAGCUCGUCGUGCUCGACGAGGGCGACGGCGCGGGCUUCUACCCGCGCGUCGGCGAGCACGACUACCUGAUCUACCUCAAGCGGUCGUUCGUGACCAAGUCCGACGGCGUCUACACGGGCACGGGCCGGCGCUACAACCGCCACUACUACCCCAUGGCCUACUCCGUCGCCGACUCCUACUUCCACGCGGAGCUCAUGGGGAAAGUAGCGCGGACGAUCGACGUGCUCUGCUCGAACCGGCCGACGUCCAAGCAGCCGACGCGGUCGCGCGUCGUGUCCUGGAUCCACACCUACCUCGAGGCGCACCCGGACGUCCGGGGCAUCGCGGGCGACGUCAACAGCGGCGGCCGCCGCGAGAUCAACGACGGCUACUUUGGGGCCAUGCGGAAGUCGAAGAUCGUCGUGACCUGCAACCCGAGCCACUGGGAGGGCGACUUCCGGACGUUUGAAGCGCUGGCCUCCGGCGCUCUGAUCUUCGUCGACGAGAUGUACGUGCCCCACCCGCGGCCCUUCGUCGACGGCGAGCACGUCGUCGUCUACGACAACUCGGACGAAAAGGCGUUCGCGGAGAAGCUCGCCUACUACCUCGCGCGCCCGGACGAGGCGGCGAAGAUCGCCGCCGCGGGGCUCAAGCACGCCCUGAAAUACCACCGGGCCGUGAGCCGCAUGGACUGGGUGCUCCGGAGCGCGCACGAGAUCAAGUCGUACGCGGACGCGGACUCGCACCCCUACACGCACACGGCCCGGGCCAUCAAGCACGACGUCAAGGCGACGACCCAGGUGCCGCCCGUCGUCGACAUCGGCGCGCCCGAGUUCAAAAACGUCAAGUCCGUCGCCCCGCGGAAGAACGUCGGCCGCGCCGUCGCGCCGGGCAAGCUCUCCGAGGACCAGAUCGCGGACCUCGUCAAGCAGAACAAGGCUGCCCUGAUCACGAUGGACCCGGACCGCGCCAAUCGCUUCGUCGUGUCGUCGAAGCGCGGCGCGCUCAUGCGCCAGGGCGCGUCGCUCGACGCGCCGCCGCGCGAGGGCUUCGACGUCGGCGCGGCGCCGGCGGGCGUCGCCGCGCCCGUCACCGAGGCCGCCACGAUCCCGGCCGGCACGGUCGUCGCCGUCGGCGAGCUGCGCGCGCUGGCGAGCGGCAAGGUGCGCGCGCGCCUCGACGCGCCGGCGGCCUGCGCCGGCGCCUGGGUGUCGGCGAGCAUGCUUAAGCUGCUGCCGGCGACGGAGGCCGCCGCGCGCUGGCUCCCUUCGGCCCCGCGGCCGCCGCUCGCGUCGACGACGCCGCGCGUCUUCUGCUUCGCGGCGAGCGGCACGGGCCCGGAGCUCUUCGACAAGCUCGCGGCCCGCUGCGGCGGCCGCCUCGAGCUCACAUGCGCCCUCCUGCCGGGCCGCCACCCGCGGCACAAGGAGGACGUCGUCGGCGACUUGGGCGCGCUCGCGGCGGCGCUCGCGGACUACCUGCCGCUGGAGGAGUCCCUGGCGCCCUACGCGCUCCUCGGCGUGAGCAUCGGCGCGCUCGUCGCCUGGGCGCUGGCCAAGGACAGCGCCAAGGAGCUCCAGCGGCGCGGCCGCCGCGCGCCCGCGGCGCUCGUCGUGUCGUCCGAGGAGUCGCCCGCGCACUUCGAGACCCACACGUGCUGGACCUUCACGGAGGCGACGAGCGACGCCGACGUGGCGGCGGAGCUGCGGCGCUCGGGCUUCUACGACGCCGUACCCGACGAGUUCUGGGACAGCCCGGGCUACCUCGCGUCGUUCGUCCCGCGGACGCGCAAGGAGCUGCAGCUCGAGAUCGGCUGCGCGGCGACGCGCGCGUCCUACGGUGGUCCGCCUCUGGCCUGCCCCAUAUCCGCGUUCCUCGGCGGCAAGGACCGCAUCACGCGCGCGUCCAUGGAGUCCUGGCGCGACGAGACGGCCGGGACCUUCGCGUUGGCGGUCCAUCCCGCCGGCGAGCACCUCAUGGUCGCGCGCGACGCCGCGGUCCACGCGGAGAUGCUGCGCGCGAUCCUGGACAGCUGCGCGCCACAGGACGGGUAA